Molecule: messenger RNA, 1930 nt
Organism: Polistes dominula (European paper wasp)
Lineage: Eukaryota; Metazoa; Arthropoda; Insecta; Hymenoptera; Vespidae
Gene: eIF1A
Product: eukaryotic translation initiation factor 1A
Biological process (GO): translational initiation
Molecular function (GO): translation initiation factor activity; RNA binding
Source: RefSeq, a predicted model, not a curated record
AUAUAUUCAAGAAGAAAAGCAACACUUAGAACUGUAUUUCUUGUUCGCUUAAUUUCGUUGUGUAGUUUGUGAAAAAUUAUAUUCAAGUUAAUACAUCUUUAAUUAAUCAUGCCGAAAAAUAAGGGAAAGGGAGGUAAAAAUAGGAGAAGAGGUAAAAAUGAAAAUGAAACAGAAAAGAGAGAGUUGGUAUUUAAAGAAGAUGGUCAAGAGUAUGCUCAAGUAACAAAGAUGCUGGGUAACGGCAGGUUAGAAGCUAUGUGCUUUGAUGGUGUAAAACGAUUGUGUCAUAUAAGAGGAAAACUGCGUAAAAAAGUUUGGAUCAAUCAAGGUGAUAUCAUUUUAAUUGGUCUUCGGGAUUAUCAAGAUGCUAAAGCAGACGUUAUUUUAAAAUAUACAUCUGAUGAAGCUCGAAAUUUGAAAACAUAUGGUGAAUUUCCAGAAACUGUACGCAUCAAUGACACAGUUACCUUCGUUGAAGAUGGUUUUGAUGAAGAUAUUGAGUUUGGUGAUGAAAUUAGCGAUGAUGAUGAAGAUGAUGUAGACAACAUCUGAUGAUAUAUUAUACAAUCAGAUGCAAAAUAUGGUGUCAAAUUGUAUAGGAGUAUCUAUUUAUUUCAAUAGAUGCAACUAUGGAAUCUUCAUUAAAACAGCAAAUUUUGCUUCUAAUAAGUAGCCAAUUUUUCUUGUAUCUAUGAAUAAAAUAACAUGUUUCCAAUUAAUGUCAUACUUGUUUUGCAAUAGUAUUAUUUUUUCAAGUUUUGUCAGAGAUAUAUAUAAAAUAUUUUUUAUCUAAAUUAUGUCACGCAUUAAAUUAAUAUUAUCCAUUGUUGUGAGUUAAUUUAUAGAUUUUUUUUUAUGUAGAUUCAAUUAAAGUGCAUUAUAUUGCUAUAACUUAAUAGAGAUGUAAGUAAGCAAUAUUAUCGUAUGUACUAUAUUUUAGUUUUCUCCUUGUGUAUCAUUAUAAGUAAUUUGAUGACAUAUGAAUGCAUAAUCAUUUUAAACGAAAGAAAAAAUAGUAUAUAUAUACAUACAUUUAUAUAUACACAUGCAUACAUGUACAACGUCAAUUUUUAUAUGUAUUGGUCCACAUCAUUAAAAACUGUUUAUUAGAAAGAAAAUUGUUUUACUUCGAGCUAGAUCAUAGACCAUUUCCUUAAUUUUUAACUGUAGUUGGUUAACGUUGAAUGUUCGUUUUUUAUGAAAAUAAUAAGAUGUAAGCUAAUCUAAUUCUGCUUGAAUUAAGAACUUUAAAUUAAUGUAGUAUAUCUUAAAAUCUUCAUAGCAAGCAACACUUUCCUGACUUACAUUCUCGUUCUAUAUUAAUUUCAUUUAACUUGUAUAGUUAAAGCCUGGACUCAUUGAAAACACUACUUCCCCUUGGAUCACUAGAGUUAUACAAUGAUAGACAUAGCUAGUACUUUGAUGUUUGACAGCUUUAGAAUAUCAUGUGCUGUUGACUCCAGGAAGGUGUUAUCAAGGUCUUCAUAUUAAUAAGAGUAAUAAAGAUAUAUAAGAAAUCAAUAAUUCUGUCCCAUACAACGAUAGCGUACUAACAGCAGACUCCAUUGUAAUCAAAGGAUCAAAGAUAAAACGUAUCUUACUUAUAUAAUUUUUAAGUAUAUUAUAUAAAUGUUCUAAACGAUGUGAAAAAUAAACAAAUUUAUUUCUGUCGAUCUUAAUGGUAAUUUCUAUAUUGGAUCAUUUAUUUCAUCAAUGAUAUACUUACCAAAUGUUGAAAUUGAUUGAUUGCGUGCAUUCACAAGCGAGUAUUUUUAAUACUUUCUUUGAAUAUUGUAUUAUUAUUAAUAUUAGAGUAUAAGACUUCUAUAUGGAAUGAAUGUUAUUACUUUAAUGAGAUUUAAAACAUGACAAGAAACGUUACAGCAUAAUUUGUGCUUUAUCUAUUAAUAAAAGGACAAGACAAAACGAA